Pyrenophora tritici-repentis Pt-1C-BFP is the source of this 1770-nucleotide messenger RNA. RefSeq lists its product as uncharacterized. Lineage: Eukaryota; Fungi; Ascomycota; Dothideomycetes; Pleosporales; Pleosporaceae. Gene Ontology annotation, molecular function: thiamine diphosphokinase activity; thiamine binding; ATP binding. The record is from RefSeq and is a predicted model, not a curated record. Gene Ontology annotation, biological process: thiamine metabolic process; thiamine diphosphate biosynthetic process.
AUGGCGCAGACAUCUGUCCUCCUUACUCUCCCAGGUGAGAUAAGGAAUCAGAUCGUCGAAUACAUACUCGAUCGCGAACUUGGCACCUAUCCACCUCCAUUGCGCAGAUCUCCUUUGGCAAUUCCAUGGACCUGUCGCCAAUUGUACCUCGAAUUUCAAUCGCUUGUCCGCCACAGCACCGUUUUCACUAUACAAUGGUCAUCAGCGAACGACCUCAUCGCAAAGGCCAGCAUACUGCCUCAUGUAGUCGCAUCAUCAAUCACCAAGCUCCAGAUUCAGCUCCCAUCCAGACUCGAAGGGCUCUACAUGAACGACUCUACACGAAGCCGCAUAAAAAGCUUUGACUUUGCCCUGGCUGGUCUUACUAGCCUGGAAGAGGUGUAUUUUCGAUAUCGUCCUGAACAUCACGAUGAAGGCGCUGGAGGUCGGGGGCGUGAGCUGGUAGUUCUGAUUUUGUGGAAGAUGCUUUGGGAGAAACACAUGAAGAGCUUGAGGAAGAUAUGCAUCGUUCACGACGGCACUCAGCCUCGCCUUUCCAUGCCUUUACUCUACGGCAUGUUGGAAUCCUACCAACCUCUUCGAAUGUCUAGACGCUGGGAAGUACGAUCUCACCUUGCGCAUGGUCAACUCUUGUUCGUUGAACGUUGCCGUGGGCAGGUCAUAAGACAGGUUUCCGUCAUUGUCGGAUACAGCUUUCGAGAGGCGGAACAGUAUAUUACGGUGUGCAAGGAAGUUCUAGCAGAAGAAUAUGCGGACAUGUUCCUUGCGCGACGUAGAGAUUGCAAAUACGUCACUCCGCCUAGCAACAUGUCAGACGAGGAGAUCAGAUGCGAGCUGGACAGUCUCCGUAUUGAAUAUCCUGUGUUGGAAAUCAUGGCAAACGAAGUUGGUAGCGAGUAUGAGCCAGGAAAGUUUCUUGCAGACGCAGCCCAUCCCGAGACGACGUCGAAUCCGCCAGAUCUUCUUAUUCUCAACCAGCCCAUAGCCCACUUUGAUGCAUUUUCUCGCCUUUGGAAGCAUAGUGGACAUCGUAUAUGCGCAGAUGGUGGUGCCAACAGACUCUUUGACAUGUUCAAGGGUGACUUGGCCGAGCAGCGCAAACACUACCUACCUAAUCUCAUUCAUGGGGAUCUAGACUCGUUGCGCGAUGAUGUGCGUGACUACUACGAGGGACGUGGCGUCCCUGUGUUACGAGAUGGAGACCAAAUAAGUACAGACUUUGGAAAAUGCAUGAGGAAAUUAUCUUCUCGUCUUCCUGCGUCUGCACUGAGAGACGUACUUGUUCUUGGCACUCUUGGUGGAAGAGUCGACCAAGGCCUGGGGCUUUUGCACGAGAUGGCAAGGGAAGAAUCCCGGCAUGAGAACCUACGCCUAUGGCUCUUUUCCGAGUCGAGCUUGAGUUUUAUACUCCGGAGUGGAACGAAUUUUCUGAGCGGCUUACAGCAAAGCGGGGUCUUUAGCGAAAACGUCGGCAUCCUGCCUAUUUAUGGGCCGGCCAUCAUCUCAACAGAGGGACUAGAGUGGGACGUUCGGGAAUGGGAGACGCGAAUUGGUGGACAGGCCAACAUCGCUACUCACAGUCGCUACUACUGGACUUUUGGCACUCUCCCCGCUCGCCCACCCAAGUUUCUUCUCGGCGAGUACCCCGCUAUCCGUGCUGCUCAUAUACGUACAGGUGCCAUCUCCGCCUCGACCCAAUCCUUCCCUGGUCUCACAACGUCAGGACUUCCCGACGAGCACUUCACCCUCCACCGCCACGCUCCACACUAA